Pediculus humanus corporis (human body louse) is the source of this 891-nucleotide messenger RNA. RefSeq lists its product as uncharacterized. The record is from RefSeq and is a predicted model, not a curated record. NCBI's taxonomy places the organism in Eukaryota, Metazoa, Arthropoda, Insecta, Psocodea, Pediculidae. The transcript is spliced from 4 exons. Bases 1 to 891 code for a protein of 296 amino acids.
AUGCAAGCGGCUUUAUUUAUAAGAGAAAAACAAGAACUACGUAAGAAGAAAUUGAAGAUAAAAAGAAGACGUUAUGAACUUCCUGCUCACGUAGCAACUAGAGAUAUAGCGCCCUUCCCACAGUUUCCUCCCAAUUCUUGGGGGAAAGCCGCUUGGCAAGAUAGAGAAUUAUUUCACGAAUUAGAUAGGAGAAAAUCGAUUUGUAUUCCAAGUGAAAUUCACACAACAUCAAAAGUUAAACAAAAAGAAGCUCAUAGAAGAUGGGUUAGAAAAAAUAGGAUUCAAGAUCUUUCACUCGACGACAGAAAUUCCGAUGAAGAUGAUAUAUUAUACGGAGUUCAAAACAGUGCUGCCAAUCUUCUUUUAUACGUGGGUUUAGGAACGAUGUGCGUCGGAAUGAUAAUCGCGUUCGUCGGUACCGGCGAAAAAGGUUUUAAAACGAUGGAAUUAAGACUGAUCGGUCCUUCCCUGAUAGGAGCUGGAAUAUUGAUAAUAAUAUUAAGGAUAAUGCUCUGCGUUUGUCCGUCUAAAUGUUUUCAUUUAAAAAAACGAAAGCAAAAAUUUAAAAAUUCUACGAAUAAGUUAAACAGCGAAACGGUAAAUCGUAGCAGUCAAAGUUUUUCAAUAUCGAAAGAACACGUGGACGAAGAAUCGGGUAUCGAAAGGAUAAAAACGACGAAUAAAACGAAUAAAAAACGCGUUUCCAUUGCAAUGCUUCCAACUACUUCCGGUUUAAGUACAAAUUCGCAAAUUUCUCAUAAAUCGCAAUAUCAAAAAUCAUGCAGUACCGAGGGAUCACCGUCGGUUUCUACCUUUAAAAUGUCUCCCAAAUAUUAUACAAGUGAAAGAACGUUGAAUAUUCAAUCACUUUUAAUAUGGGGAGGUAUUUAA